AUUUAUUUUUCUUUUUCUCACAGUAAUGUAACCAAAGAAUUAGUUGAUUUACCGGAUAUUUUCUUCAUUUUUGUCAAACGGAAAUAGAUAGACAAUUAAAAAAAAUUAACAUUUGAAAUAAAAAUAAAUGCAGGUAUAAUGAGAAAACCUCACAGGUAUUCGCCGAUUUGGAUACGUUUAAAAGACGCAGGAAAGUCAAAAAUUAUUCAUGAGCGACCUCAUUUUAAGACACCAUCACUAUCAUUAUCGAACGAAGAAGAAAAGACAACCCUAAAGACCUCGCGAUCUAAUACAGUAACAAUUCAAAUGAAAAUGUUUAUUACACCCAGUUUUGUUCAACAUAAUCGUCUGCUUCGAUUAGUUAUGCUAUUGAUCAUCGUGGGUUUAUCGAUAUUUUUGUACACCUCAUAUUACGCAAAUCAAACAAUCGAACGAUUUCCAACGUCACAACGUUUUCACAUGUCAUCACUAAUAUCUGUGUCAUCAAUUUUGAAUUCAGAUAUGACCGCAGGCAAUGACAAUACAUUCCAGAAUAACGCGAUAGAUGAUAAAAGUGAUACUGGUCGUAGCAACAAUAUUGCUGACACUUCCAACGAUGCCCAACUAAGGCAAAAGGUUUUUGACAAUACUUUAAAUGAUAAUUUAAGUAAUAGUCUUGCGCAUUUUAAUAUCAAAAACAUUGUACAUCAAUCCAAUUUGGCAGGCGAUACAUCAAAUUCAUCUGAUAUUCCAUCAUCAUCGUCGUUAUCACUUCCAGCGUCUAUAGCGGCUGCGGCCAUAAUUCAGCCAAAAAACAUUUCUAAUAAUAGCUCACUGUACGCAUCAACGUCAAAUGUGAUGGUUGUAGGUAAAGUAGUUGAAAAUGUACCCGAUCAACAGCAAAAGCAAUCACCAGUGGCUUCGACUCAUUCAAAUAUGACCACCAAAGGUGCACAUUUAGAUACAGCAAACGGCGUACGUACAAGUGAUUUGUAUGAGUCUGGACAUUUUGAAGCAAAUAGUGAUCUAUGCGGAACUGAUGCAGGCGAACAUAUACGUCUGCUGAUGUUAAUAACUUCAGCGCCAACACAUCGUGAAGCCCGCCUUGCUAUACGCCAAACAUGGGGACAUUAUGCGUCACGACGUGACAUUGCAAUGGCAUUUGUUCUCGGUGCGACAAAUAUACAAGCAAUCGAAGAUUCGCUAGAAGCUGAGUCAUAUAUGUACAGUGACAUUAUUCGUGGUCGUUUUAUAGAUAGCUACAACAAUUUAACUUUAAAAACCAUUUCAUCAUUGGAAUGGGUCGAUACAUACUGCUCGAGAGCAGCAUUUAUACUCAAAACUGAUGACGAUAUGUUCAUCAAUGUACUUCGCUUAAUGUCAUUUAUUGAUAAACAUCGUCUGGAAGAACGACAAAAAAUAAUUUUUGGAAGACUAGCAAAAAGAUGGAAACCGAUUCGUAACAAACGAUCAAAGUACUAUGUGUCGCCGCAACAAUAUUUUCCAUCAGUGUUUCCACAGUUUACUACGGGGCCAGCUUAUUUAAUAAGUGGGUCGGCUAUUCAUGAUUUAUAUACAAAGGCCCUUGAACAAACAUAUUUGAAAUUAGAAGACGUGUUUACAACGGGUAUCGUUGCGCAACUGGUAAACGUUAAACGAAUCCAUGUCAAUGAGUUCCUUAACCGUCGCAUAGCGUUUAAUCCGUGCAAUUUGCGAAAAGCGAUCAGUAUUCAUAUGGUCAAAGCAAAUGAACAAUUUGACCUAUGGAAAAAACUAAUGGACACUAAUACAAAGUGUAAAUAAUUGUAUUUUCUCUAGUACCUAAUAUAUUAUUAUUUUGGAAGCAGUAGUUA
Contarinia nasturtii (swede midge) is the source of this 1832-nucleotide messenger RNA. RefSeq names its product N-acetyllactosaminide beta-1,3-N-acetylglucosaminyltransferase 3-like. The record is from RefSeq and is a predicted model, not a curated record. Gene Ontology annotation, cellular component: membrane. Gene Ontology annotation, molecular function: hexosyltransferase activity. The transcript is spliced from 7 exons. The coding region runs from base 139 to 1782 and encodes 547 amino acids. NCBI's taxonomy places the organism in Eukaryota, Metazoa, Arthropoda, Insecta, Diptera, Cecidomyiidae.